UGUAACGGCACACUACUCCACCGGUAUUCCACUGGAAUAUAUGCUUGCCAGCGCCACGACCAACCCAUACCCCUGUCUCUCUGCUAUUUUACAUCUGUAGAAACUUCUACAUAUCGAGAGUUGUGCAGUUCUGCGUCGGAGAGACGUCAAGAGAGCACCAAGGCCAGGUUUUAUAUGCUUUGGAAGUGAAUCUUAUUUGCGAAUGAUUUCCUCCUUGGUUUCGUAUUACAGAGGGAGUGAGUGGAGCAGCGCGAGUAUCGCUAUGUAAACCAACUGCAUCAUGACAUGUUUUACCGAUGUUUCGCAAAGAAAUCUAAAGGAAAAACGCGAACGAAUAGCCUUCAGCUGACAUUUGUUAGUAUGUGGAAUAAUUUGUAACUAACUGAAUGGUCCGAAAACAAAGCCGAGAUAGCGGAAAGGAUACGGUAUCUGUCGUUAGUUUACGCGGAGGGAACUGACCGGGAGAGUAGGCUCUUGCAUUAUUAUCCCCACAGCUGCUGAACAGAGGAGCAUAAGUGAACGAAUACUACGGCUGCCAGAGGCUGUUCACACACUGUCUAUCUCCACUGUCACUCAACAUCAACCAGCGAAUCAACGGCCUCGCUGAGACUCUAUCGGAGCCAUGGGUGGGGCUAAGGUCCUGAUGUUGCUUCUUCUGAUUGGUUGGGAGAAGUCGUUGAGUCUCAACUGGAACCCAAUACCACGCAAGACCGUCAGAUAUCAUGAGGUACUGGACAGCAUGGCCAGGUUCCGGGCUCUAGGUGUGUGGAACUACACCAUGGUGACUCUAGCAGAACACGAGAGGGUUCUGUAUGUAGGAGCUAGAGAGGCCCUGUUCGCCCUGGACCCUAACGACAUCAGCAGACAGCUACGACCUCUGAUUGAGUGGCCAGCACCACAGGAGAAGAAGAGAGAGUGUUCUGCCAAGGGCAAGAACAACCAGACAGAGUGCUUCAACUACAUCCGCUUCCUGCAGAGCUACAACCACACCCACCUCUACACCUGUGGAACCUUCGCCUUCCAGCCCAAGUGCACCUACAUCAAUGCUGACCACUUCAGUCUCAACCCUGGCUCCUUGGAGGAUGGGAAGGGCAAGUGUCCCUACGACCCUGCCAAAGGCCACACAGGCCUCAUAGUGGACAAGGAGCUGUACUCUGCCACACUGAAUAACUUCCUGGGUACUGAGCCUGUGAUCCUGAGGAACCUGGGACAGCAACACUACAGCAUGAAGAGUGAAUACCUGCCGGCCUGGCUCAACGAGCCUGACUUUGUGGGCUCAGCCCUGGUGAGGGAGAGCAGUGGCAGUAAGGAAGGUGACGAUGACAAGAUCUACUUCUUCUUUAGUGAGAGAGCUGUAGAGCUGGACUGUGACACAGAGCUCACUGUGGCCAGGGUGGCCCGUGUCUGCAAGGGUGAUCUGGGGGGCACCAGGACCCUGCAGAAGAAGUGGACCACCUUCCAGAAGGCCAGGCUGGUGUGUUCUCUCCCUGAACGCCACGUCACCUUCAACAACCUGCGGGAAGUCUUCACCCUGCCAGGCAUCGACUGGCGCACCACCACCUUCUAUGGCAUCUUCCACGCCCAGUGGGGUGAUGUGGAUGUGUCAGCGGUGUGUCAGUACCAGAUAGGGGAGGUGAAGAAGGUGUUUGACGGCCCGUAUAAGGAGUACAGAGAGGGCUCCCAGAGAUGGGGUCGAUACACUGGCACUGUCCCCAGCCCACGGCCCGGAGCGUGCAUUACAAGCUGGCAUAGGGAGAACGGCUACAACAGCUCUCUUCAGUUGCCAGACGCCACUCUCAACUUUGCCAAGAAGCACCCUCUGAUGGAGGAGAAGGCUCAGGCUCGCCCCCUACUGCUCACCAAGGGCAUCAACUUCACCCGCUUGGCAGUGGAUCGGGUCAGCUCCCUGGACCAGCGUGCAUACAACAUGCUGUUCAUUGGCACAGCAGACGGCUGGUUACAGAGGGUAGUGAUCUUUGGCUUGGAGGCCCAUGUGAUUGAAGAGAUACAGCUGUUUGAUUCUCCCCAGCCAGUGGACAGCCUAACCAUCUCUCACACCAAGAAGUACUUGUACAUUGGCUCACGUUCAGAAGUGCUCCAGCUGCCCUUGGCUAACUGCAGCCGUUAUCAGUCGCAGCCAGACUGCCUUCUGUCCCGGGACCCCUACUGCGCCUGGGACAGCGAGGGCCGCGCCUGUGUCCGCAUCGACCUCCACCGCGGGUCUACCUCCUCCCUAUCCCAAGAUCUGAUGCUGGAGAGAUUCAGUAGGGGCAAAGCCAAAUUUGACAAGCCUGUGGCCAUCCCCAGCCCUGACAACUCUCGGCUGAGGAAUGUGACAGUAGUGGUAGAAUCAGACAUGGUUUUGCCCUGCCAGCUGGUGUCCAACCUGGCCCAGCCCUCCUGGGUCCUCAACGACCGCGAGCUGCAGCUAGGAGACAAGGAGGCCGGAGGGCCACGCUUUGACCAGGCCCUGAAGGCUCUGGUGGUCCCCAACGCCAUGCCAGUGCACGCGGGACGCUACGUGUGCUACUCCGAGGAGCAGGGGGUCAAGUUUCAGAUGGAGCGUUACCAGGUGUCGGUGGUGGCCAGCUCCCCUGUGGUCAUGGCGGCCCGGGCCCCUGACGGCAGCAUGGGUCUGUUCUGGGUGUUGGUGAUCACCCUGGGGGCCGCCUGUUUAUUACUAUUGGUGGCAGCUCUGUAUCUGAGGAGACGUCUGAAGCUGGCUCUAGGUAAAGGGGCGGACAUGAAGCCUCUGGAGAGCACCCUGGUCUACCCCAUCACUCUGCCCAAGGAGCCACCCACCUUCGUGCCCAGCAAAAUGCCCAGCGACGAGGACCGCUUCUGGGAGACGGGCGCCAACUACUACUACUCAGACGGCUCGCUGAAGAUCGUUCCGGGCCACGCCCUCUGCCCCAGCAGCCAGUCUCACCACCACGCUCCAACAGCGUCUCCCAGCACCAUCCCCGGCCAGCCCAUCCAUUCCCCCAGCCGGCUCAGCCUUACCAACAUCAGGGGUUCCGGCAGCAACGGCUACAUCCGCCUCAACCUGAGCUCGGCCGGGGAGGAGAGGGUUAGCGGGGGUGGUUCUGGUGGAGGAGGGCUGGGCGGGGGCGGGAACGACUACUCCAGCCCCUUCAAGGAGGAGCUGCGUCGGACCCUGCAGCAGAGGAGCGUGCUACCUGACGCCAACCCUGAAGAGUCGUCUGUGUAGUCUUUCUCCACGCUGCCGUAAUGAAAAACAAAACAAGAGACAACGAACGGCAACUAACCUACCUCCCUCCUCUCUCUCUCUUUCUCGGCUCCACUGUCACCAUGCUCUUUCUCUCUCUCCUUCUGCCAAGGCUCGUUUGGCUGACUCUGUGACGGGCAGAAGACGCUUUUAGCACAGAGCAUGUGAUGUGACACACACGCCGAAUAUUCAUCAGCAUCCGCUCCUGUUAUUAUUGUGUUCCAUCCACUCCUGUUAUUAUUGUGUUCCAUCCGCUCCUGUUAUUAUUGUGUUCCAUCCACUCCUGUUAUUAUUGUGUUUCAUCCGCUCCUGUAAUCAUUGUGUUCCAUCCGCUCCUGUUAUUAUUGUGUUCCGUCCGCUCCUGUUAUUAUUGUGUUCCAUCCGCUCCUGUUAUUAUUGUGUUCCAUCCGCUCCUGUUAUUAUUGUGUUCCAUCCGCUCCUGUAAUCAUUGUGUUCCAUCCGCUCCUGUUAUUAUUGUGUUCCAUCCGCUCCUGUUAUCAUUGUGUUCCAUCCGCUCCUGUUAUUAUUGUGUUCCAUCCACUCCUGUUAUCAUUGUGUUCCAUCCACUCCUGUUAUCAUUGUGUUCCAUCCACUCCUGUUAUUAUUGUGUUCCAUCCGCUCCUGUUAUUAUUGUUCCAUCCGCUCCUGUUAUUAUUGUUCCAUCCACUCCUGUUAUUAUUGUGUUCCGUCCGCUCCUGUUAUUAUUGUGCUCCAUCCGCUCCUGUUAUUAUUGUGUUCCAUCCGCUCCUGUUAUUAUUGUGUUCCAUCCGCUCCUGUUAUUAUUGUGUUCCAUCCGCUCCUGUAAUCAUUGUGUUCCAUCCGCUCCUGUUAUUAUUGCGUUCCAUCCGUUCCUGUUAUUAUUGCGUUCCAUCCGCUCCUAUUAUUAUUGUGUUCCAUCCGUUCCUGUUAUUAUUGUGUUCCAUACGCCAAACUGGCUGUCACAUUUUAACUUCUUCAGCAGUUUAACUUGCUUUCGCUGUGCAAAUCUCAAGCUGUGUAAAUUCUGUAUUUAAAGACAAUUGAACGCAGAGGGCCUACACCUCAAGCAUGGCAGUCAAACAAAGGUUUCCUGAGAGCACUGCUUCAUGAUAGGAGAGGACCAAGAACUCAUGACAAGAUUGUAGCUUCAGCGCUAUACCAAUCAUCCAACAAUCAAGCAGUACGAGUCGACUGACUGAAAGAUGGAGGAGCUGGCUUGCCUUUUUUCUGUUCUGUUGGAGAAUUUUUCGCUUUCUACACUUAACAUGGGAGUAUGGGAGUCGAUUUUGUAUUUGUGAGCAAAGAGAGUGAGAGAGUCACAUAAAAGACAAAUUAAUCUCAAAAGCAAGACGACAAUCACGUUCCUCUCUCCGGGGGUAAAACCUGGGAAGGAAUGGGAGGAAUGAAGAGAGAGAAAAUGAAGGGAGCUUUGCGUGAAAGACACAGAGGGUUUACAUGAAAGACAAACUCUCAAUUAGACUUUUUCUCGGCUCGAUUUGUACUUUUUUUUUACCUUGUCAGUCUUUCCUCUGAGAAAGUCUUCAAUCCCUGCCACAUUGAUAUAUUGUGACAAUUUAAAUUAAGACAUUUUUAUGUGUUGUUUUUCUAUGUCUUACGGACUACAGAAGCAGCAAAUGGAGAUCAAUGGCUUUAAAGCACCCCUCUGUGAAUGAGAAUGUGAGAGAAGCAUGUACAAACCUCUCCUAUCCCUGCUCAAGGUAGAUAUCUCCCCAAAUAACCUCCACACUAGUAAAUCGAUUUUAGUACUACUUUUACAAUAACUGCACUACACAUUUACACAAGUGGUUCAUGGGAAUUUCGGUUAAACCCAUUCAGAUACACUUCCUUGUGAUGUGAUUAUGGACAUUUUUGUUUGACAUAAUCCCACAACAGAACCUACAACAGCACAUUGACUUAUUAUUCUGAAUUUGAGAUGAGACGAAGGCAUUGCUUUCAGUCAUGUAGUGGGGAUGGCACGGGGGAAUGUAGGUCAACUCUCACAAAACUGUUGCGACUGCAGUGGAUGUCUCAACAAGUGCUUUAUAAUAUGUAUGUGUCAGGGUGGGGGUGGUGGAUGGGUUGAACUGCCAAAAGAAGCCCUCCCUCCCCUGCACUGCCCUGAAUGCCUAACCUGGUGGAUGUAGUAGUGUGUCCUGGAGGGGACGGGCCACAGCACUGUACCUGUCCUAGACACACCCUUUAUUAACCCCUUAUUUCCCUAAACCCCACCCACCUACCGAUGUCCAGAGAAUGACCUGGCGCUACUGUGGAAAGCCUGAAUUCAGAGAGAAGGAUGGACACUGAACUGUAAACCCACACUGCCUGUGCUGUUAGAGGGACAAGCAGACAACAGAUGGAAGAUAGAUGAAUGGCCUGUGACAAACCAACGGCUCCAGAGAGCGAUCAGAGGCUCAUCAAUCAGAGGGGUGGCUUUGUGACACAUCUGCAGGGACCAGAGAACAACACAACACAAAGGAGGAACAAGAGGAGUACGAUGUUUCUUUCUUUCUCACCAAAAUGUAUACUAGAGACAGCUGAAGGGGAUGUAGAAUAUUGUAAUGAUCCCUGGGUUGAAGAGGUACUUACUUGGCCAUCAGUGGUUAGUUCAUCCUAGUGUUGCAUGAUCCUCUCUGCAAAUGUACUGUACACAUCUCUGAUGACAUGAUCAUAAUUGUAAAAGAAGUGUAUCAUGUUUCAAACUUUUGCAGACACUAAUGUUUUCUACUAAAAAAAGGUUUAAUUUAUGAUUAAGAGUUGUUAAGGACGUGUUCAUGAAUCUGUGCAUCUUCUUAACAUGUUUACUUUCGCUGUGCCUCUUCACCUUCGGAUAAGCCAAAGUAGACUGCAGUUGUUUUUUUGAAAAGGUGUAUUAUUAGAUAUUAUUUUAUUAUUCCACUUCGAUAUUUAAGUUUCAACAGUCUGUCCAACUUCAGUUCAAAGAACUCUCAUGCCUGGAACUUUCCUGCAUAUUUUAUUUAGAGAUUAAUUUUCUUCAGAAGGCAACAAGCUUGUGGAUGGUCAACAUCCUGUUUAGAUGUCAGUAGUAAUCUACUGAAGCCGAUCCCUGACUUCCUAGCACAUGAGAAAGUAAACAACUCAUCAGAGCGUCAUGGGACCAACCAAGCAAAGCAACUUCCUUUUAACCAAAUGAUAACUCGUGAUUUCAUGAUCUGAGGUUUGAUAUAAAAUCUUCAAUAUUUAUACAUUCAUUUAAUAUGUGUAGAUUGAAUAUGUUACCAAGCACUGGUUCAGACACUUUACAAUCUAUUAACAUUGCUGUGAAUUCAAGCUACAGGAGCUAUUAAGAUUGGUAUAGAUAUUUAACUGAUUUGUCUUAUAAUUAUAUAUUUAAAAAAAUCCUUGGACAUUAUGUCUGAUAUGUCAUAAAACUCUCUUAGAAGAAAAUGAUCCAUCAAACUCACAAAAGUGAUGUAAGGCACAAUCCCCCCAAAAAUCUGCAUGUGCAAUUCUGGAUCGAUAUAGCAAAAAGGCAGUAACUGCUCAUAGCGUGGAUCUGAGAAAAAAGGCUUUUAUUUACCUUGGUUUAACAGUAACUUUAUGCAGUUACUACUAACAUGACCCCCAUGUUCUCCAAAACGCAAUACAAUAGAGGCAGGAUACUUGUCCACAUGAUUAAUUAAGCAUGUAUUUAAUGUAGCAGAAAUGACAUGAACUCAUUUUGGACCACAUGAGAAGUUACUGUCUUUUUGGAGAUUACACUCUGCCGGUCAUAAACAACGCUUUCCACAAUCUUCUCAUCUAAGCCUUUUUAUUCUGUUGUUUUUCAUUAAUAUUAUUAUAUUACCAUUAUUAUUAUUAUUCAUUUCCUUUUUGGCUUUAAGUUGCAAAAGUUCCUCUAGCAAACAACAAACAGUUCUCAAUCUUUUAAUGUUUAUGAAAGGAUGUUAAGUAAAUUAUUUCGCUUGUAAAAACAUGUCGAUAUUUAUUAUCAUUGUACAUAUGUCCUUAUUUUUUUUAUAUGUGUAUAUAUACAUGAAUAAAAGUAGAAAUCUA
This is a messenger RNA of Oncorhynchus masou masou (cherry salmon), 7222 nucleotides long. RefSeq names its product semaphorin-4C-like. Bases 623 to 3211 code for a protein of 862 amino acids. The record is from RefSeq and is a predicted model, not a curated record. The transcript is spliced from 16 exons. Gene Ontology annotation, biological process: axon guidance; semaphorin-plexin signaling pathway; positive regulation of cell migration. Gene Ontology annotation, molecular function: chemorepellent activity; semaphorin receptor binding. Lineage: Eukaryota; Metazoa; Chordata; Actinopteri; Salmoniformes; Salmonidae. Gene Ontology annotation, cellular component: synaptic vesicle membrane; plasma membrane.